This is a messenger RNA of Aspergillus affinis, 4413 nucleotides long. RefSeq names its product copper resistance-associated P-type ATPase. Gene Ontology annotation, biological process: copper ion homeostasis. The coding region runs from base 1 to 4413 and encodes 1470 amino acids. The record is from RefSeq and is a predicted model, not a curated record. The transcript has 8 exons. Gene Ontology annotation, cellular component: membrane. Gene Ontology annotation, molecular function: nucleotide binding; P-type divalent copper transporter activity; copper ion binding. NCBI's taxonomy places the organism in Eukaryota, Fungi, Ascomycota, Eurotiomycetes, Eurotiales, Aspergillaceae.
AUGAAGUUCCUGUCCUCCUUUCUGCUCGGCAUUGCCGGCCUGGCAGCUGUUUCUCCGGCCCUCGCAUCCCCGCAGAGGCCUUUGAAACCCAUCUCCUCGUCGCCUUCCACCGGCGGCUCCCUAGACGAUGUCAUCAAUGACUCACCCUUCCUGUCUUUCCACCGCGACCUUGUACAGAUUGAAUCCAUCUCUGGGAAUGAGAGCUACGUCAGCGAAUUCGUGGCAGACUUUCUGAAGGCGCACAGCUUCACCGUUGUCAAGCAGCCCGUGACGGGUGGGGAUGGACCGGAUCGCUUCAACAUCUUCGCCUACCGGGCGUCUAGUUCCCCCCGGGUCCUCCUCACCAGCCACAUUGAUACCGUGCCCCCGUUUAUCCCCUACUCCCUCGAGCGCGUCGACUCCAAUUCCUCGGCCUCGAGCAUCCGUAUCGCUGGUCGAGGCUCCGUCGACGCCAAGGCCAGCGUGGCGGCCCAGGUCUUUGCGGCGCUCGAGGUGCUGGACGAGACCCCGGACGCUCCGCUGGGAUUCCUCUUCGUCGUAGACGAAGAAGUCGGCGGGAAAGGCAUGCGCGUCUUCUCUGAAUCCUCCCUGAACCCAGCCCCCUCCACCUUCAACGCCGUCAUCUUUGGCGAGCCCACUGACCUGGCCCUCGUCGCCGGCCACAAGGGCAUGCUGGUCUUCGACGUGGUCGCCACUGGUCAUGCCGCCCACUCCGGGUAUCCCUGGCUCGGAUCAAGCGCUAUCUCAGCCAUCCUGCCGGCCCUGUCGCGCGUCGACCGUCUAGGGGACAUUCCCGCCGAGGAGGGCGGCCUGCCCUCCAGUCCCAAGUUCGGCCGCACCACCGUGAACAUCGGUCGCGUGGAUGCCGGUGUAGCAAUCAACGUGGUGCCCGCGGCUGCACGGGCGGGCGUCGCGGUACGGCUGGCGGCGGGUACUCCGGAUGAGGCGCGCGAGAUCGUGCGGCGCGCUGUGCACAAUGCCACCGAGGGCAACGAGGCCGUGUACGCCGACUUCUCGUCACACCCAGAAGGUUACCCACCGCCGGACCUGGACACGGACGUGGAAGGAUUCGAGGUGACGACGGUGAACUACGGCACCGACGUGCCAAACCUUCAGAUUCCCGACCGCGAGGACGGCGGCCGCGUGCGUCGCUACCUCUACGGCCCCGGUAGUAUUCAUGUGGCGCACAGCGACGACGAGGCCCUCACUGUGGCGGAUCUGCAGGAGGCUGUGCGUGGAUACCGGAAGUUGAUCGAGGCGGCAUUGGAUCGGAACGAUCUACUCUACCUGCGUAGCUACCUCACCCACUCGAGGAGUUUGCCGCCUCCAUACUCAAUCACAACCUCCAUCUUACAGGAAGUCAAAGUCACCCAUCCGAAUACGUUGAGCACUUCUCGCAUAAUCCGGGCUUUAGAAGAUGCUGCAUUUGAAAUCGAUAGCGUGCAAACCGAUGAAGACAAUCUCGAAAUCAAUGGCGACCAUCGUGGCAAGGCGAAACACGACGCGCGGGAGCAGUCCGAGCUGCAUGUCAGUAAAUGCGACACUUGCUCUGCGGAACUAGCGAAACUGGCCUCGGAUUUAUCGACAGACCAGGGCGUGGAUGACACCAAGAAGGGCCCUAUUCCCGUUGCCACCCCCAUCAAGUCCCAAGACGAUGAGCUGGCAACUGUCAUGACUGACAGUCUGAAUGGCUCACGGGCCCGCAUGACCUUCUCCAUUAGCGCCAUGUCUUUUAGCUCAUGUGUGAGCAAGAUUACGGCAGCCCUGCAACCGCGAGCUUGGAUUCACAAGUACGAGUGGAUUACCAAUGUGGAUGUGAAUCUUGUCUAUGGAAGUGCAACGGUCGAAUUCCAAGACAAGAGCCAUCUCGAUGAGAUUCCGACCGUCAUCAAUGGCCUUGGUUACAAAGCCACUCUGAGUGACAUUGAGAGUCGGAAUCCAACCCGCGAGGAUAGCUCCAAACGCACAGUCAGUAUUCAGGUGGAUGGGAUGCAUUGCUCCCAUUGCCCCGAGCGGGUGCUCAACACUCUUGCGCCUUUCUCGGACCGACUGGAGGUGACCGAACCUCCAACUCGAACCAAGUCUCUCUUGACUGUGUCUUACAUCCCCAACACGCCAACUUUUACCAUUCGGCACAUUCUUGAAGCUAUCGCCAAUGUGGACCAGGCCUUCGCCAUUGCCCGCCGCUUGAUCCUGGCCGUGGUGGUUGCCAUUCCGACUUUCAUCAUAGGCAUCGUAUAUAUGUCAUUGGUCUCGCCCGACAAUCCUGGGCGAAUAUACCUCGAGCAAUCGAUGUGGGCCGGCCAAGCCUCUCGCAUCGAGUGGACUCUGCUCAUCAUGGCAACUCCGGUCUACUUCUUUGCUGCGGACCUCUUCCAUCGUCGCAUGCUCGCUGAGAUCAAGGCUCUCUGGAGACCAGGGAGCACUACUCCAAUCCUACGCCGACAUUACCGUUGUGGAAGCAUGGACAUGUUGAUGUCUCUCGGAACGACCAUCGCCUACGUCUCCUCUAUCGCCAUUCUCUCCAUCAAUGCCACACAACCCCUUGACGGUAUGGGAACAAACACCGACAGCUUCUUUGACUCAGUUGUCUUCCUCACCAUGUUUCUACUCGUGGGUAGAUUACUGGAAGCCUACAGCAAGGCCAAAGCUGGAGACGCUGUCAGUCUUUUGAGCAAACUGCGCCCGACAGAGGCUUUGCUGGUCCAACAGAAUGACAGUGGAAGCCCGGCUAGAUCCGGAGAAGUCAUCGCGAUCCCUAUCGAUCAAUUGGAAUUCGGUGAUGUUGUCCGUGUCCGCAAUGGAGCUUCUCCCCCGUACGACGGAACUUUGAUCGACGGACGAUCGCAAUUCGACGAGUCGAGCUUGACGGGAGAGUCAAGGCCUGUGACCAAGUCGGUUGGCGAUGAAGUAUUCUCCGGGACUAUCAAUCAGGCUGAUCCAGUUUCCAUCCGCGUUACUCGACUCUCUGGUGAUUCGAUGCUCGACCAGGCGAUUGGAGCGGUUCGCGAGGGUCAAAUUCGUAGGGCACCCAUUGAACGCACAGCCGAUCUGAUCACUGGCUUCUUUGUACCUUUGAUUUCUUUGAUUGCAAUAUUGGAUUGGAUCAUUUGGCUGGCACUGGGUGUUUCUGGGCGGCUUCCGGAAAGCUGGAAAUCAGGAAGCACUGGUGGAUGGGAGUUUUGGUCCUUGCAGUUUACCAUCUCCGUCUUUGUCGUUGCCUGCCCUUGUGGGAUUGGCCUAGCAGCUCCGACGGCUCUCUUUGUUGGUGGCGGUCUCGCAGCUCAACAUGGAAUUUUGACCGGGACCAUUACUGAGGGUGGAGAGCCAGCCAUCACGGACCAUGAGACCAUCCUUACCGAUCACGUUGGCGAAAUUUGGGGCGCGGUGAGGGAGGUCGAACACAACAGCAGCCACCCGAUUGCCAAAGCAAUGGUCAAGUUCGCUACGAAGUACCAGCCACCGAACAUGGCCGUCGUUUCUGUGAGCGAGAUUGCGGGAAAAGGUAUGAAGGGAUCGUUCCGUCUUCCCGGCAAUGCAGACUCGAUUCUGGACAUCGUGGUGGGUAAUGAGGUCCUUAUGAUUGACCAUGACAUUGUCAUUUCCUCGAUCCAUGAUCGCACCUUGAACGAUUGGAAGACGCAAGCCAAAUCUGUUGUUCUUGUUGGUGCAAGGAUCCAGGCAAAUGAGAACGCAGAGAAGAAAGUCCCUUGGGGUCUUGCCUUGAUGCUUGCAGUGGCCGACCCGGUGCGGCCUGAGGCCGUGGCCACGAUCGAAGCCUUGCAAACCCGCAAUGUCGCGAUGGUCGGUAUCCCUGAAGACAACAUCAUUGCUGGCGUACUGCCGGAACAGAAAGCCGACAAGGUGCAAUAUCUUCAAAAGACACUCCCACGAGCACCGCGAACGGGCUGGCUCGGCCUAGGCAAGAAGAAGAAUGCAUCGGGACGUGCACUGGUAGCAAUGGUCGGCGAUGGCAUCAAUGGUUCCCCAGCGUUAACCAUGGCCGACGUCGGCUUUGCCAUCGGAUCAGGCUCAGAUAUUGCAAUUUCGGCCGCCGAGUUUGUUCUCGUCUCAUCUCGUUUGACCUCGCUACUCACCAUGGUGGAUCUGAACCCAGUGGUCUUUAGUCGCAUUCGAUUCAACUUUGGUUGGGCGCUGGUGUACAACUGCAUCGCCGUGUCCGUCGCCGCUGGCGUUUUCUUCCCGAUUUGUAAUCUGCAGCAGUCUCUUGAUGAAGACUCGACUGCCUCUGGUAGGAACGAGGAGCCUCGGGUCUGGGAAAUGAAUAUGAGUUUGAGUCUCGGUGGGUCAUUGGGUGCAUUUGGUGUGGACGAAUACUAUCCGCGUGUGAAUUUUCAUAAUAUUCUAACCAUAGCCAUUGCUGGCGUUCCGGAACAACUGAUAUGGGUUUAA